AUGAGUCCUCACAAAAUCUCCGUACUCCCAUCUUGUUCUGCACUGCCCGAGUAUGGCAUCUCAAAGAACGGCUUCUUGCCGGCCGAGCCACCGCUAUCUCGAUUACUACAUCCCUACUACCAGCCAUGGGAGCAGAUUAUAGAGAGGCUUCCUGUCCUUAUCGAAACGCAGCAGAUACGGCAAUGGGUCGACGAGCUACCUGUCCUCACAUCAGUCCAUCUAAGGGGCGAGGCAGAAUGGCAAAGAGCUCACUCCAUACUAGCUGUGAUUGCCCAAGGAUAUAUUUGGACAGGGCCUGAGCCAUCAGAGCGGCUACCUCCUGCAGUUACUGUUCCUUUCCUCCAGACUGCCGAGCAUCUCGAGGUGCAUCCUGUCGCCACUUAUGCUGCACUGAAUCUCUGGAACUGGACGCCAAUCACCGAUGACGCCGACUUGACUCAGCCGGAGAACAUGGUCGCUCUUCACACGGCUACUGGAAGCGACGACGAAUCAUGGUUCUUUAUAAUCUCAAACGCCAUGGAGGCUAGGGCUGGUCCACUGAUCGAGACCAUGCUGGGCGCAAUCGGGGCAGUCGAGGAAAACGACACCGAAACCGUUAUAAAUGCUCUUCGAUAUUUUGAGAGAAGUUUGGAGAGCAUUGGCAGACUUCUGGAACGCAUGGAUGAACGGUGCAAUCCUCAAAUGUUCUAUCACACCAUCCGACCUUUCCUAGCUGGCAGCAUGAACAUGGCAGCUGCUGGUCUGCCCAACGGUGUAUUCUAUGACGAAGGCGAUGGCAAGGGCACAUGGAGCGCAUACCGAGGCGGCUCAAACGGACAGUCUUCUCUGCUCCAAUUCUUCGAUGCAGUGCUUUCCGUGGAUCAUUCCAGAAGUGGUGGCUUCCAUACAGAAAUGCGUGGAUACAUGCCGGGUCCCCACGCCAGGUUCUUGGAUGACGUUGAGGCUAUCGCAAAUAUCCGCAGCUAUGUGAACAGCAACCAAGAAGAGACUGAACUUCUUUCUGCGUUCAAUGCAGCGGUCGCAGCACUCAGUGGCUUCCGUGACAAGCACAUUGCUCUUGUUACGAGAUACAUCAUCAUACCGAGCCGUAUGAAGAAGCCAGAGAAUCAGGUUAAGAGACGGGACAUCGCUUCUGCUUCCACAAAGAUGGUUGCAGAGAAGCCAAGGACACAAGACCUGGUUGGGACGGGAGGCACCACGCUGAUUCCGUUUUUACGAACAUCACGAGACGAGACCAGCGAAACAAAAGUUGUGCAUUGA
This is a messenger RNA of Exserohilum turcica Et28A, 1260 nucleotides long. RefSeq lists its product as uncharacterized. Lineage: Eukaryota; Fungi; Ascomycota; Dothideomycetes; Pleosporales; Pleosporaceae. The record is from RefSeq and is a predicted model, not a curated record. The coding region runs from base 1 to 1260 and encodes 419 amino acids. The transcript has 2 exons. Gene Ontology annotation, biological process: 'de novo' NAD+ biosynthetic process from L-tryptophan. Gene Ontology annotation, molecular function: heme binding; indoleamine 2,3-dioxygenase activity; metal ion binding. Gene Ontology annotation, cellular component: cytoplasm.